AUGCAGCAGUUGCAGCACUUCAGGCGGCCGUUGCAAACACUGCAGCGUCACAUUGUCGAGGCACCCAACACACCACAACACCCUAACACCCACUGCACGAUACUGCUAACACUAUACAAAACAGUGCACUACACCACUCCACACACACUGCGACAACCCUAUACCUUCAAACACCUAGAAUACACUCAACAACACCCUCCACAACACACUGCCCACCAAUACACUUCACAACACCUACAGCACCCAGAACACCUCCACAACACCUACACAAUACCAGAAUACCACUUCACAACACCCAAAAUACAGUUCACAACCUCCCUACCACAAAUUACUCAGAUUCACUUCACAACACCUCCGAUCCACCCUGAAUACACUUUUCCAACAACCCACCACACCACUCAGAAUUACACUUCCACAACACCCUCUCCACAACACCUACCCUCCACAGCACCACUGAAUACACUUCACAACACCUCACACACUUCACAACACCCACUCACAUCACACAACCAGAAUACACUUCACAACACCCUCCGCAACACCCAGAAUACACUUCACAACACCCUCCGCAACACCCAGAAUACACUACAACAAACACCAGAGAAUACACUUCCAACACUCCUACACACACCCACAACACCCUCUACAACAACCCACAACAACGUCUCCACAACAACCAGACACACUUCCCACCACCCUCCAACAACACACGCCCAGGCCCCCACAAAGCGCAGUUUCGCACAGCGACCCACCCCCAUCCAUCACAGCGGCGGGGUUCCCGAGCUGAGGGCAGUUGCAGAGUAG
Penaeus vannamei (Pacific white shrimp) is the source of this 804-nucleotide messenger RNA. Lineage: Eukaryota; Metazoa; Arthropoda; Malacostraca; Decapoda; Penaeidae. The record is from RefSeq and is a predicted model, not a curated record.